This is a messenger RNA of Cantharellus anzutake, 714 nucleotides long. RefSeq lists its product as uncharacterized. The transcript is spliced from 3 exons. Bases 1 to 714 code for a protein of 237 amino acids. NCBI's taxonomy places the organism in Eukaryota, Fungi, Basidiomycota, Agaricomycetes, Cantharellales, Hydnaceae. The record is from RefSeq and is a predicted model, not a curated record.
AUGCCGACACCCUCCAUAGAUAGCGGGACCUUACUAAAAUACCUCGGAUUAUCAUCAGACCAUUCGCCGUCACCAUCAAUUGAGCCCCUUCGUUUCCUCUCAGAGAAAUAUCUUCACUUCCUCCCGACCUCCAAGCGCAGUUUUCGACUGAACCGACGGACUAUCUACGCGCUUACGAAUCCACCUGAGCUGGGUUGGGAGGUGGGCAAGGUUCUGGAGCCGUCUCUCUGGGAGUGUCCCAGAGAGGAAAACCCCUCUCCCCCAGGGAAGGGCGCCGCAGAAGAAGAGAAAUCAUGGGUGGAGGAACACUUUUUGGAGUCCAAUCACAUUUCAAGUACCCAGGAUAUUAACUCGAGCUCGAGGUUGACCAAUAAAGGCUACGUGGGCAGACUCGCUGGUCUUCUAGCGGAGUAUGAAGAAGAACGCGCAGCAGAGCGGGCACGAGAGCUCAGGAAGGAAAGAGCUGCUGAGGCAGCCAGGGAAAGAGAGACAGAAGAAGAAUUUGACUCCGAAAGCGAUGAGGCUGACUUGCCUCCUGAGGAGCCCUUGAGCCUAGGGCAAGCACAGUGUUCGUUUGAACGCAUGCUCCGUGAACGGUUUAUUGAUGGACUUCUUGAUGCAUCGCUCUACGAGUCCGUGGACUAUAACGAAAAGUGGGAUCCUAACACCCAGGAUGAAGAAGACCGAUGGUUUGAUGACGACGGUGGGAACUGA